Stylophora pistillata is the source of this 6024-nucleotide messenger RNA. RefSeq lists its product as uncharacterized. NCBI's taxonomy places the organism in Eukaryota, Metazoa, Cnidaria, Anthozoa, Scleractinia, Pocilloporidae. Gene Ontology annotation, molecular function: protein binding. The record is from RefSeq and is a predicted model, not a curated record.
UUAGCGUCAAACAUCCCCGGGUAAAUUUUCCAGAUGUUUUGCAUUUAUAGUUCGUUGUUAAAAUUGUUUACCCAACGAAAAGAGCAAGCAGUGAGGGCCCCACAAGCACUUAAAGGAUAACAUAAAAAGUGAACGCUGUACGCUGCUUUCUUGAACAUCCUUGAUUGCACAAUGACAGUUAUAUCUAAAUCUAAGAUUCCUCCAUGGACCGACGUCUUCUCGCAGAUCGAGGACAUUGUAUCAAACCAAACUGACGCGCCCUUCUGUGUAAGCAUUCCUUAUGGACUCCAAUUACAGAAGCAUCUCUGGAAUCCUGAACGCUUGCGAGUCGUAAGACACGUUAAAAACGGGACUGGACACAGCUUUAUAUCUCAUCACGGUGUCGGAAAGAAAAACGAAAUAAACAUCUGGAAAUUUUCGAAGGAAAAACAGCCAGGAAAUUUAGCAGAUGGCAUCAAAUCAGUCUCCACAGAUCUCAAGUUUGUGCAUAUUUUGUUUUCCCAAAGAAGAUGGGUUUAUAUCACGUAUUGCAAUGAUUUGUCCAUCAGAGUCUUUAGCGCUAAAUUUUGCCCUGUAUCUACCACAUCGGUAAACAAAACAGUUCUCAGCCUAGCUUACAAUGAGAUAAGAGAUGAAAUCGUCACUGGAGUCGCCGGCGGAAUAAUGACAUGGAAGUUCUCUGUUGGUCAAAAAGAUCCCUUAAUUCCCGGCCAGUUAAUAAGCUGUUCUUUCAAGCCGUUUGACUGGGUCAUGUCACUGACGAUUGAUAAUAUGUCUAAGCAGAUAUUGGCGAUAUCUGAUGUGAGGAUAUCCAUGAUAGAUCUUCACAAAAACACAGAGAGAUGUUUUUUUCAAAAGAAAUGUGACUUUUCCUUCACCACUUGUGUGUUUUACAACCCUGCCAGUUUCUUUAUCACAGGUGACAAAAAUGGAUCAAUUCGAGCGUGGAGCACCAGCCUUAACGGUUUUCCUUUGGUAACUCAGUUUCUAGGUGAAGUAUGGAACUUCGAUACAUGCGCACAAACUUUCAAAUUGGAAACAGGUGAAGAGGUGAUCAAUAUGAAACUACUCAGUGACGACCUACUGUACUAUCACUCGCACCAUCACAUCAAAAUAUGGAGUCUCAACUUAUUUCACAGUCUUUUUACUGCUCUGAGUUCGAGGAUUAGAAAAUGCACUAGAAUAAAAUCCCCAGGGUACCCCUCUCGGGUGUUAGUUCAUGCUGAGGAUGGUGGAGUGCGGUUGGUAUCUCCAGUUCAUGGGUACGAGCUUACAACUCUCCUGCCCAUGACAACCAUGGCAACUGAUGUGGUGGACGUUGCUCAUGAUCCUAGACAAGAGAAGAUUUACCUCGUGCUAGGAACCAGAGAAGUGUUGGUAUUCGAGAGUGACACAAACCCGUGUUGUGCACACCAGUUGUGGAUGCCCGAUAGCCCUGAUGAAGGAGUCUGCAGCCUAGCCCUGGUUAAUGCUGAGUUUGCCCUUCAUGAAAAUGAACUACCUUUGCAGUCAGGGCUACUCUUCGCAGGACAUUUCAAUGGACAGAUAUCACUCAUAAGCGGCAAAGAUGUUUACAUGAGAGAGAAAAUUCAAGCCCACCGAAGCCCGAUUACUUUCUUAAGAGUUUCUGCCUCUUGCACCGAGUCACGCGAUAGCCUUGCGUCUCGUGAUCACCUGAUUUCAUGCGGUACCGACUGCACGGUCAAAAUAUGGCAGCUUAUCCACCUGGAAAGGAAUCAAGUUUCCAUUCUACAAGUUGCACUUGUGAAAUUGCUGCAGGCCCCAAGAGAUCUUGCCAUGGCAGGCAACACUUUAUGCUUAGCAACGACUGAUAACAAUGUUAUCAUGUGCAGAGUACAGGCCGACGAAAAAAGGAAAAUCAGCCUUUUUAACACUUCUAAAAAGUCCCAUGAAUUCCUAAUGCAUUCCAAAGAUGAAGGACACUCUGCACUCAUCAACGGGCUGUCUUGUUGUUCGACGCUUGGUUUAUUUGCAACAUCCAGUGAAGAUCAAUACGUCAAGAUAUGGAACACCGAUAAUCAGCUUGUACGAGAGAUGUGUUUUGACGACUCACUAUGCGGGGUGUGCUUUGCAAAUUCACGAGGCGACAUUUUAGUGGGUUUUCAAUCUCAUAUCAGCCUGGUUACUAUUUUGAACUAUUUACCACUCUCAUAUUUGGAAAUUUUGUCCCGAAUGAACUUUGAUGAUGACCCUUUUGAGGAUCAGGUGCAGUUCGAUGAUCUAUUGAAAUUUUGGUACGAUCCCCAGCGUGUUCCACGAAUGCAUCUCGAAGCCAACAAACGAAAGCCACUAGAAUUUACAGAAAUAAAGAGACCCAAGAAGAGGAAAAAUCCCGAACGAAAAGAACCUGUGAUUGUAAAAACAAAACAAGAUAAAGAUGCGGGACAUGGCCUGUUCCAGCAGAAAAGCCAAUCUAGGAGGCUAUCUACUAAGAUUCACGUAAUGAUGGCUCUAAGGCGGUUAUCCAAAAUUUCGUCUAAAAAAUCACUGAAGAAAAUGGCAAACAGCAUUCUGGAAAAGCAGGAUGAGCCAGCCAAAAUAGAGGAUAGUCAAAAUUUGCAAUCGCCAGAGCCGUUACCUGUCAAGAAAGAGACCCCUAAAAUAUACUGGCCAUGUGCUCCCGACGGCUUCAUCCCAAACUCGGUUGUUCGCAAGUUCGUCAAAAGACAUGAAAAAAGUGAUGUGGAGGCGGAAGAGAAAAAAGAUGAGGAGGGAGCCGAGGACCUUAAAACCUCCGACUUUUGGAACCUCUGGAAAUCAUUGCAAGAAUCACUUGUCAAACAAAAAGAGAUCGAAGAAAGCUAUAAGAGGAAAAAAGAGGCAGGCAAGGCUAAAAGGCGGAAAGGAUCCAAGUUAGGGCGUCGUUUAGAUCCAAGGCCUCAAACAGGAACAUCAACCAGUGAAGAGCCACUGACAGUUGUUGAGGAGGAGGACGAAGAGGAGGAAAUCAAAGAGGAAGAAGAUGAAGAUGAGGACGAGGAACAGGAAGUAGUAGAACAGGAAGAAUCCAACCAGAGUCCAGAGACGAGUCCAGAAAGCAAUCCUGUGUGCUCACCUAUGGAGAUUCAAGAAUCACCAGAAAUUUUUGUUCAGGAGAGUGAUGAAGAGGAAACUGACGUAGAUGUAUCCGGGUAUCCUUCCAGCGAAACUGAUAGCGUGGACAGCGUCACGAGGCUUGAGACCACAUCCAAUACGCAUUUGCUUUCUCGCAUCCGAGGCAAGGAUUGGUAUCCAACGUUGCAGAAAUGGACAAGUCCCACUGUAGAUACAGUUUUAGACAACAUGCUGAGCGCUCUGAAGAAAGAGAAUCGUCUAAAGAACAUUAAAGACAUCUGUAAGGAAUUUCAGAACAUUGAGAGAGAGUUUGGAAUUCCCGAGGAAAAGAUGAACGAAAUACAAAGACAGUUCAUACGAAUGACUUCUAAUGAGGAUCCAUCGAUCCGUCGGGCAGCAGUCUGGGCUCUAGGUCAAUUAAACGUUCACCGCGAUGAUGCGUAUCUUUCCUUAGUGCGCAGACUCGUAGAUGAUGACAGGGACACCCGAGAGGAGGCAACAAAAGUUCUUAAAGAUCUCACAGAUGUGGAAACUAAGGAAGGGCUUUGCCGCCUAUUAAUAAACACGGGGGUGGUUCAUUUCCACCUGCCAUGCAACGACAACGCCGUGUUGCUUGAACUGGCUGAUAGACUGAAACUAGGCAAAUACAGAAAAGAGGGAAACGUAACAGUUGUGGAGGAAGAGGACGAAAAAGCCUCCUCCUUCAGUGAUCUUAGAACAACAUUAAGGAGAAAACCCUUUAAGGCCAAAUUCAAGCACCCAGAGACAAUGAAAUAUCGACUAAGAGGCGCUCCUCCCAGGCGACACGGUAUACUCGACAGAUCACCGUCUUUAGAGGAAACAGACAAAUUUAAGGCUAUUUUAGCGGAUUCGGCAUUAGGAUGCAAGUUGUUACAGAACAUGGAGUCAUUUAGACCAGACAUCACGCACAGCCAAGCUCCGGAAAGAGCAAAAGAUGUUGUGAAGAACUCAUUGAUUGGGGGGGCCAGUGUUUCUUCGCAGCAACCAGAUCAAGAAUCGCGCAAGGACGAUGACGAAAUGCAGAGAGAUAAGGAAGGAAGUGAUAUUCUCGCUUCUACAAGCAAGCAAUUCAGUCGUGGGGGAAAAAUUACUCAGAUCAGCAUAUUAGAUUGGUUCUCACCAUUCUCAAAAGAAGGAGGAAUUCAUAUUCCCGCUGCUACAAGCGGGAGAUUCAGCGGAAGAGAUACAAUGAUGACAAUAGGACGAAGCAUACAAAAAGAUCACAAAACACAGUGUAGAGCACCAUCUCAGAGAAUGAGUCACAGGACACAGAGUAAAACAUCUUCCCGUGGAUUGAGUCAGCGCACCACUGAAUUGCAAUCAAGAAUGGAACCCAAGGAUCAAAAAAGACAAACUCUUUUUCAUCGGGAAGGCCAUACACAAUAUUUAACUCUAACAGGGAUCCUUACAGUAAUUGGUAAGACCAUGGGAGUAAAUCAGUCGAGUGCUAAACUGCUUUUACUCAAGCUGAAGCGGACGAAACGGAUCAUAGCAAAACAGAUUUCAAUGGACGACAAUACAAUCCAAUCAUAUUACAGUGUUGGUGACUUAGUGGAAACCUGUUGUAAUUUGCCUCCAUUGGUGGAUACUCUGACGACUUUAGCACGCAAGGCGGCAAAGACUAAACAAGAAAUGAGGGUGAGCAUGCGAGGACUCUUCCACUCCGAACUGCUGAGCUUCACGCGGAAAGGAGACUAUGUUGUCAUCAAUGGCCUUGGAAGGCUGCCUGCAGAAUAUCAUGACGAUCUACAAGAAACAAGGCUAGAGGUAUUUGAGAAAUUGAAAAAAUGCUUAGAAAAUGAUGAGUUGUUUUCAUCUAGUGAAGUCAAAAUGGCCAAAUCAUUUACAAGUCUGCUUGAGCAUUUACUGUGGUUUUGCGCUAUCCUGGAGCCCGAGAUAAAAGUGCUUGAAACAACUCACACAUCUGGAAUGGAAACAUCGAGUCUAACUAUGCAUAAGACGAUCUCGCAGACUCAUGAGAUAAGUUUUUCAAGAAAGAAAACGGACGAGCAUGCUCAACCGAUAUUUGAACAGGCGUCACUUCAUCUUCGUUUGGGUCCAGGCAAUCACGGACAGCGACUGCUCAACUCCACACUGAUAAGAGCCAAAGCAUUGAGUGAUUCAAAGCUUCGGACCUUAAAGGAAACGCAAGAGUUUGUAGUUAUACCGCUUCCUCACAGGUUGUCUGUUCAUACUGGGAUGAAAAGGGAGGGAGAAAGUCAUUUUGGAAUAAUGGAAUUGACAUGGCGGGCUGGAACACCGCUACCGUCCUCAAAAACUGAAGCCUGCCAAAAAGAAAGAGCUAGCAGUCUUUCUGAACUAUCCGGUAAACCAGUGCAACUUGAGGAGCACUAUCGGCUAAAAGAGAAAAAGCAGAAAUCAAAAUCCAAAAUUCCAAAAUCAAAAAGUGUCCCUCCACUUUCGCAUUGUAAAGUGAAGCCGUUUGCUGAAAAGCAACUUACUUUAUUCCAAGCUGUGAACAGUUUGAACAGUAAAAAACGUAAGGACUUCCUGGCAGGACUCAUUGACUACAUUAACAACAAAAAUAUCAUCAAGAAAAAAUUCCUGGAUGAAAAUGGAAACUUGUUACCUGAGAGUUUCACUGACGUCCCACAGCCUCUCCACACUGCCACUCCUUUUUCUGUCCUUAUCUCUAGCUCUUCCACUAUGAGAAUGAUCAAUAACGGCGCAAUGACGUCAAUAAAAUCGGGCGAAAGCUCUGGAAGGUGUUCGACAUUUUACGAUCAAGCGCGUGACUUAACACGUGAUACUCUCUUGCGCGAUCUUGAUGAAUUUCAUCUUCCUCCCAUUUGGAGAUUAGGAGGACAUCACCGAAGGCGCUGAAUUUUUUUUUUACAUGUAACGGGAGAGAAAAGAGCAUCUCGUUGAAUGUUAUGAUUUCAAUAAAGGCAGCAAGAAAAAUGGGAA